AUGGCGGGCACAUGGCCGCAGCCUCCCUGGGCCUGGGGCUGGGAGGAGAAGCUGCCAAUGGGCCUGGAGGACACUGUUCCAGCCAGGGUCUCUGAGGGCUCCCCGAGGAUUGUGAAUAGCUCCAUCCAGUCUGGGAAGCGAGCUGGACAGCUGAGCCAGGCAGAGCCCAGAGCACCCAGCAGGCCCAUGUUGAGGCUGGAGCCCUCCCCUGGGCUGGGGGGCCACCGGCCUGGCCUCCUGCCCGUGCUCCUGGCUCUCCUUGGCAUGACCUGGGCAGAGGUGCGCCCACUCCAGCUACAGGAGAAGCAGGUUCCAGUGCCUGGAGCCCUGAGCAAGAAGGAGAGCUUCCUGAUCCUCUCCCUGCACAACCGCCUGCGCAGCCGGGUCCACCCCCCUGCAGCCAACAUGCAGAGAAUGGACUGGAGCGAGAGCCUGGCCCAACAGGCCCAGACCAGGGCGGCCCUCUGUGGCGCCCCAGCCCCAAGCCCAGCCUCUGUCCCCCGGGCUACCCCGCAAGUGGGCUGGAAUGUGCAGCUGCUGCCCGUGAGCUCAGCGUCCUUCAUCCACGUGGUGGGCCUGUGGUUCUCAGAGGGUCAGCAGUACAGCCAGGCAGCGGCCGAGUGUGCCCCCAAUGCCACCUGUACCCACUACACUCAGCUCGUGUGGGCCACCUCGAGCCAGCUGGGCUGUGGGCGGCAUCCCUGCUCUGGGGCCCAGGCUGAGAUGGAAGCCUUUGUCUGUGCCUACUCUCCCGGAGGCAACUGGGAGGUCAACGGGAAGACCAUCGUCCCCUACAAGAAGGGCGCCUGGUGUUCGCUCUGCACAGCCAGCGUCUCGGGCUGCUUCAAAGCCUGGGACCACGCAGGGGGGCUGUGUGAGGUCCCCAGGAACCCAUGUCGCAUGAGCUGCCGGAACCACGGACAUCUCAACCUCAGCACCUGCCACUGCCACUGUCCCCCGGGUUACACAGGCAGAUACUGCCAAGUGCGGUGCAGCGUGCAGUGCGUGCACGGCCGGUUCCGGGAAGAGGAGUGUUCCUGCGUCUGUGAUGUUGGCUAUGGGGGAGCCCAGUGUGCCACCAAGGUGCACUUUCCCUUCCACACCUGUGACCUGAGGAUCGAUGGAGACUGCUUCAUGGUGUCUUCAGAGGCAGACACCUAUUAUGGAGCCAAGAUGAAAUGCCAGGGAAAGGGCGGGGUGCUAGCCCAGAUUGACAGCCAGAAAGUGCAGGACAUCCUCGCCUUCUACCUGGGCCGCCUGGAGACCACCAACGAGGUGACCAACAAUGACUUUGAGACCAGGAACUUCUGGAUCGGGCUCACCUACAAGACCGCUAAGGACUCCUUCCGCUGGACCACCGGGGAGCACCAGUCCUUCACCAGUUUCGCCUUUGGGCAGCCUGACAACCAGGGGUUUGGCAACUGUGUGGAACUGCAGGCAUCGGCCGCCUUCAACUGGAACGACCAGCGCUGUAAAACCCGCAACCGUUACAUCUGCCAGCUUGCUCAGGAGCACAUUUCCCGGUGGGACCCAGGGCCCUGA
Molecule: messenger RNA, 1542 nt
Organism: Mesoplodon densirostris (Blainville's beaked whale)
Lineage: Eukaryota; Metazoa; Chordata; Mammalia; Artiodactyla; Ziphiidae
Product: C-type lectin domain family 18 member A-like
Exons: 15
Coding region: 1-1542 (513 amino acids)
Molecular function (GO): polysaccharide binding
Source: RefSeq, a predicted model, not a curated record